Messenger RNA from Phyllostomus discolor (pale spear-nosed bat), 1722 nucleotides. It is a transcript of the gene PDILT, whose product is annotated as protein disulfide isomerase like, testis expressed. The coding region runs from base 1 to 1722 and encodes 573 amino acids. NCBI's taxonomy places the organism in Eukaryota, Metazoa, Chordata, Mammalia, Chiroptera, Phyllostomidae. The record is from RefSeq and is a predicted model, not a curated record. Gene Ontology annotation, biological process: protein folding. Gene Ontology annotation, cellular component: endoplasmic reticulum. The transcript has 11 exons.
AUGGAACUGCUUUGGAUAUUGCUGCUGGUGGUGGCCUUUUGUGUAUCUGCUGUCCAGAGCUCACCAGGAGAUGACAUCAAGGAGAACAUCAAUGUCAACAUGUCCCAUCCCUUGCACAUCAUGGAGGAAGGCAACCUGAUGGUGCUGACACCCCCCAGCCUGACCCAGAUGCUCAACCAGACCCGCUUCCUCAUGGUGCUUUUUCACAACUCAUCCUCAAAGCAAUCCUGGAACCUAGCUGAGGAGCUGGGAAAAGCUGUGGAGAUGAUGGGCAAAGGCAAGAAUGGGGUCAGCUUUGGCAAAGUGGACAUUACAGUUGAGAUGGAACUUCGGAAGGAGUUUGACAUCCAGAAGGCCCCAGAGUUGAAGCUGUUUUUUGAGGGCAACAGGUUGGAUCCCAUCAGCUGUGAAGGAGUGAUUGAAUCUGCUGCCCUGGUUGUUUGGUUGAGAAGACAAAUUAGCCAGAAGGCAUUUUUGUUCACUGACACUCAACAGGUGGUAGAAUUUGUGAAAGCCAGGCCCUUGGUCAUUAUUGGCUUCUUCGAGGAUUUAGAGGAAGAAGUAGCAGAGUUGUUCUAUGAUGUGAUCAAAGACUUCCCAGAGCUAACGUUUGGAGUGAUAUCAAUUAGUAAUGCCAUUGGGCGUUUCCAUGUCAUCCUUGACAGUGUUCUGGUGUUCAGAAAGGGAAAAAUUGUGAACCGCCAAGAGCUUAUUAAUGACAGUACCAACAAACAUGUCCUCAACCAAGUCAUAAAACAACACCUCACAGGUUUUGUUAUUGAAUACAACACUGAGAAUAAGGAUCUGAUUUAUGAACUGCACAUCCUGAAUCACAUGCUGCUUUUUGCCUCCAAAAGCUCCAAGUCAUUUGGUAUGAUAAUGCAGCAUUAUAAGUUGGCAUCUGAGGAAUUCCAAAAUAAGAUCCUGUUCAUCUUUGUGGAUUCAGAUGAACCCAGAAAUGGACGUGUCUUUGAAUACUUCCGGAUCACAGAGGUCAAUAUCCCAUCUGUCCAAAUCCUAAACUUAAGCUCUGAUGCAAGGUACAAAAUGCCUUUUGAGAACAUAACCUUCCAAAACCUCAAGAAAUUUGGCCACAGCUUCCUAACUAGAAGUGCCAAGAAUCAUCAAUCCAGUGAAGAGGUCCCAAAAUAUUGGGACCAGGGGCCAGUUAAGCAGCUUGUUGGGAAGAACUUCAACCUCAUUGUCUUUGACAAGAAAAGAGACGUUUUUGUGAUGUUCUAUGCACCCUGGUCUAGCAAGUGCAGGACACUGUUUCCCAUGUUGGAGGAUUUAGGCAUAAAGUAUCAAAACCACUCCACAGUCACAAUUGCCAAAAUUGACAUUACUGCAAACGAUAUUCAGUUGAUGUAUCUGGACCGGUAUCCUUUCUUCAGGCUCUUCCCUGCCAACUCAAAACAAGUUGUGCUAUAUAAGGGAGAAUAUACCAUGGAAGGCUUUUCUAACUUCCUGGAAAGUCAGGUCAAGAGAAGGAUUGAGGAUGAAGAUGAGCUAAUGUCUGUUGAGCAAAAUGAAGUGAUAGAAGAGGAGGUAUUGGCUAAAGAAGAGUUACUUGAACAGAAGUCACCUGAGCAAAAGAAUGUGGCUGAGCUGAAAAAGCCAGUUAGGCAGAAGGAAACAGUUAAGGAGGAGGAUGAGGAGGUGGCUAACCCAAAGGGACCACCAAGACAAGAGAAGAAACCAGAAAUCAAGGAAGAAUUGUAG